AUGACAGAAUUCUUGGCCGAAAACAAUGCAUGUGGACAAAAUUUACUGGCGAUUGUUUCCAUGGGCAAUUCCAUAAUUGCCGAAGUGCUUCGAUUAAAAGAUUACAUUCCAGACAUUUUUAGACUAGAAUCUAAAGCCGAUCAACAAAAAUAUGCUGAAGUUAUUAUGGAUUUUAGUUAUUUGAAAAUUGCCGAAGCUCAAGACUUGAAAAUCGAACAGGAUCCCGUUCUGCAAGAUUUAGAUGAAGAAAUACGUGAAAAUUAUUUGGAAAUUUUAACACGUUUCUAUUUGGCCUUCGAAAGUACACAUCAAUAUGCCAAAGAUUUGCAACAAUUUAUCGAUGAAUUGAAUCGUUGUUAUUAUAUUCAACAAACAUUGGAAACGGUAUUGCAGGAUGAAGAGGGCAAGCAAUUGAUGUGUGAGGCUCUGUAUAUUUUUGGUGUCAUCCUCCUUAUUGUCGAUUUCCAUAUUCCGGGUGUGGUGAGAGAACGUCUUCUAAUAUCCUAUUAUCGUUAUAGUGGCUCAAAAUCACACAGUGAUAGUAAUAUUGAUGAUGUAUGUAUGUUACUACGUUCGACCGGUUACAUUUCACCGAAAUCCCAAAAUCCCAACAGUAAUAAAUCCACCAAAGAUGUUAUUGCAAAUUAUCCGGAAUCCUAUUUUGCUCGCUUUAAAUUUGAUGAGAAUUUUAUUGAUAUGGUAAUUGGACGAUUGCGUUGUGAUGACAUUUAUAAUCAAUUGAGCAUCUUUCCACAUCCUGAUCAUCGUUCAACCGCACUGUCAACACAAGCCGCCAUGCUGUAUGUUUGUUUAUAUUUUUCACCAAAAAUACUCCAUUCGCAAGUGGCACAAAUGCGUGAAAUUGUCGAUAAGUUCUUCUCGGACAAUUGGGUGGUAUCCAUUUAUAUGGGUAUAACUGUUAAUUUAGUGGAUGCUUGGGAUCAAUUUAAAGCAGCCAAGGCUGCUCUGUCCAUUGUUGAGACAACAGCCAUAAAGGGUUUUUGUUUACUGCGCAAAGAGAAAAUGGAAAAGGUCUUAAAGCAAUCGCAGGAAAUCCUACGUGAUGGCAUACUGACGGACUUUUUUGUUUUGCAAAAUAUCUCGAAGAUCAUAAAUCUUAUACGGCAGUGUAAUGUGUUGCUUCGGUGGUAUUUUACACAUGCCUCCAAGACAAUUUAUGAAAUUUCCAGGGGCACAGUUACACAAAGAAUGGAACAAAUCAUAAAAUUGGUACGCUCCGAAUUGGGUUAUAAUGAAAUGGAUUUAUUUAGGCUGUUGCUUAAUUGUUCUCAAUUGGAAUUGGAAGUUAAGGAGAUAUUACGUUGUCUAAUGCAAGAAAAGUCCAGUCGAUGGGAUGAUUUUAAAAAGGAAGCUUUGGAUCGUGUAAAGGAACUGGCAGAAGCAUUUUCUGGGUCACGUCCGCUUUCGAAAAUCGAAAGUAAUCCACAGUUGAAAUUGUGGUUUGAUGAUAUUGCCAAGGAAAUUGAAAAUCUAGAAUCGGCUAAUGUUAAUAUAUCGGGACGCACACUAAUCCAAUUGAUUCAGGCAUUGGAGGAGGUGCAAGAAUUUCACAAUCUGCAAUCGAGCAUGCAGGUUAAGCAGUAUCUAAUGGAAACCAGGGAAUAUUUAACAAGAAUGAUUCAGAUAAUAAAUGUUAAGGAAGACAUACUCAUCAACAUACAACUGAUUAGCGAUCUCAGCUAUGCCUGGCAUUUAAUAGAUCGUGAUUUCACGGCCAUCAUGCAAGAUGCCAUUAAGAAACAACCCAAGUCGGUAAUACGCCUUAGGGCAACAUUUUUAAAAUUGGCCAGUGCUUUGGAAAUACCUUUGAUGCGUAUUAAUCAAGCAAAAUCUGAAGAUUUGGUAUCAGUUUCGAAUUACUAUAGCACCGAGUUGGCCAAUUAUAUGCGAAAAGUAUUGCAAAUUAUACCCGAAACAAUGUUUAAUUUAAUGGCACGCAUCAUACAACUGCAAACGGAUGUCCUUAAGGAACUGCCCACGCGUUUGGAAAAGGACAAAUUAAAGGAAUAUGCCCAAUUUGAGGAUCGUUACACUGUGGCAAAACUGACACAUUCCAUAUCGGUAUUCACCGAAGGUAUACUCAUGAUGAAGAAGACAUUAGUUGGUGUUAUUGAAUUGGACCCCAAACAGCUACUCGAAGAUGGCAUACGCAAAGAAUUGGUAAAACAUUUGGCAAAUGCCUUAAAUGUGGGCCUAAUAUUUACACCAAGUGGUGGUGGUGGCAAACAAAAGAAUUCUUCUCCCACAAUGGAAUUGGAAACGAAAUUGGAGCAAUUGGCCAAAACCAUGGAUGGUUAUCGCAGAUCAUUUGAAUAUAUACAAGACUAUUUAAAUGUGCAUGGCUUGAAAAUAUUACAACAGGAAUUGACACGCGUCAUCAACUAUAAUGUCGAAAGAGAAUGUAAUGCCUUUCUGCGCAAUAAAGUUCAAGACUGGCAAUCGAAAUAUCAGUCCAGUACAAUACCAAUACCAACAUUUCCACCAUUACAGGGUGAUACAACAAAAUCGAAUAACUUCAUAGGGCGUCUGGCCAAUGAAAUUCUUCUGGCAACCGAUCCACGUAAUACCGUCUACAUUGAAUUGAAAGCCACAUGGUAUGAUAAGAAAUCCCCGCAUAAAGAAGUCUUGGAUUCGCGGUUCUUUUGUAAAAUGCGUGAAGCCAUUGGGCCGGCAGGUUUGGUGGGUCUCGAUCGUUUGUAUACCUAUAUGUUUGUUGCCGAUCUUAAAAAGAAUAUCGACAAAUUACAGCAUAACAUUGAAAAUGAUCAAAUGUGGUCGUCGACAUUGGCCCAGCUGACCCAUGAAUUGGAAUCGAAACAAUUUCCCACAGCAUACACAACAAAUCCCCUAAAAUAUUAUGCUGCCUACCAUCAGAGAUGGCUAAAAGUAUGGCCCACAAUGAUUGAUUGGAUAUUGGAUUUGGGCCACAAACAAAUAUUGCGCAAACAAUUGGCAUUCGAAUUGAAAAGUAAAAGUAAAGUGAAUGCAAAGAAUUUGGAGUCGGCCUUGGAGACAUUUAAUAGGUCCCUGCUAAACGAAUUGGAAAAUAAAGAAAUGCAACAAAAAUUCAAAGACAACACACUUUUAGUCGAACUAAAAGAUUAUCUAAUGUACACCGGAUCCUAUGAACCACUGGAGGAAGUAUUUGUAUUAUGCAAAAACUCCCAUAAUAUUGCAUUGUUUUUCUUUUUAUUUGUCAUACACAAUGUUACAAAUCGUUUGCAAUUUUCAAUGCAAAUCCAAGGACUUGUACCAAAAAUCCAAAAAGAUGCAAUGGAUGGGGUGCCACUGCUAAUUGGUUUGCUAACAAUUUUACAACAAUUCCAUAAGGAUGUGAAAAUCAUGUUUAUUACAUAUCUAUGUCAAUUUGUUGCAGUAUUGGUGGAAACAAAUUUGAGUGCCAAACAUGAAUUGUGUCCGGAGGCAAUAACAACUUUACAUUUUUUGGAAAUAUUUGUACGUUUGUCACAUCUACCACGUUCCGUAUUGACUGAACGUUUACCUGUGAUCAUCUUAAAUCAAUAUGAAUAUUUAGGUUUAAGUGUUAAAAAUUAAAUAUACCAUU
This is a messenger RNA of Musca vetustissima, 3586 nucleotides long. It is a transcript of the gene Strump, whose product is annotated as WASH complex subunit homolog 5. NCBI's taxonomy places the organism in Eukaryota, Metazoa, Arthropoda, Insecta, Diptera, Muscidae. Gene Ontology annotation, biological process: regulation of actin nucleation; endosome organization; endosome fission. The coding region runs from base 1 to 3576 and encodes 1191 amino acids. The record is from RefSeq and is a predicted model, not a curated record. The transcript is spliced from 6 exons. Gene Ontology annotation, cellular component: endosome; WASH complex.